GGACCCGGCAUCCCGUUGCGCCGGUGUUGGUCCCGUUUACGUUGUAGGUGCUCUGCCGGCAUAGAUAACAUAGCAGCUCAGCGACCGCAGUUCGGUUGCUGUGGGGGGCCCUCGUUCAGAAUCCUUUCGCUUUCUGGUGCUGCACGUGUCCCGCGCGAUCAAAGUUCCCUCUUUCCUACGCAUCAGAAUGAAAUCGAUAGGGAAUAUUGGGCUGGGCAGUGUCGCGGCCGGCCUGGCGUUAUGUGCAAUCCUCGCGCCACUUGCCUCUGCCGCGGAGCUGUGCGGCCUUGAGCCCACUCCCUCGUGCGGUGGCGAUAUUCGCGAGUAUAGCGCAGCCAUGCGCCCCUCUGACGAGGCGCUGGCGUUCGACAACUUGCCUGGCUUUACACGCAGCGCGAGCCAUUUCGACCACGCUGUGGUUAGCGUCGAGAGCCGUGUAUGGGCCGGACAGCGCGGUUGGAAGAAGGCGACCACUGCGCAUAUCGUCUCGCCGGCGCGUGGUGCCAACUUUGCCAUGUAUCUGGCGGACAUGGGCGAGGAGUCGUCUGGCGAGCCUGCCGCCGCGGGCGUGGAGCGCUUCGCGAUGGUUCUGACGGGCGAGGCAUCGGUGCGCCAUGGGAAGAAGAACAUACAGCUGGGGCCCAACAGCUACGCAUACUUCCCGCCCAACUCAACCGACGUGCUCAGCAGCGAGGAUGGCGCUGGCCUGCUCAUCUAUGAGCGGCUCUACUCGGCCGGCGGCAAGCCCGUCUUCUCACACGGCGAAGUCGAGGAGUCUCCGCUGCUGCCCACUGGCCCCGAGGUGUUCAAGCUGCGCAAGCUGCUGCCGCAGACGACCGACUAUGACUUCAAUGUCCACAUCAUGGACUUCCAGCCCGGCGAGUACCUGUGGGUGAAGGAGGUGCACUACAACCAGCACGGCCUGCUCCUGCUGGAGGGCAAGGGCAUCUACCGGCUGGGCGACAAGUGGUACCCGGUGCAGGCCGGCGACGCCAUCUGGAUGGCCCCCUACGUGCCGCAAUGGUACGCGGCGCUGGGCUCCACCCCCACCCGCUACGUCAUCUACAAGGACACCACAGUGGAUCCCCUGCUGGGCUGAGCAGCCGGAGGGGCGGCCGGAGGGGCGGCCGGAGCAGCUCAGCGCGGUGUGGAGGCGGCAAGGGCGGGCAGGCGGUCUUGGGAAUGGGUAGCUGCGGUGGUUGUGUCGGUGGGGCCGGCACUGCUGCCUAAUGUGAGGGUGGCGGAGCCGCGCGCGUUGUGAGGGCGGCAGCCGGGCACGGCCUGCACAGGUGGAGGCGCGAGCGCGGGCGUACCUUGGUGGGAUGGCCCCGGAGGUGCGCCAGCAUUCAUUCGGGAACGGACCGCGUUCAGUCCUCUUGUCCAAACAUUGACGGCGGACGGGCUAGCGUAACGCGGAGCAAGCGUGUGCAAACCUUGCGUGUAUGUGCGCGUGUGUGCGUUUGCGUGUCGUCUGGCGGCUCGUCGACGGGGUUUACCUACGUACUUGAUAUGCGUGCGAGGCGGCCUGCAUCUAGCUUAUCCGCCUGGGAGCAUAUAUACCGCAUCCGGUCGUGCAGGCUCACAGACAGAAAGUUUUGUGGGGGCGCUGCAGGCGCAUGUAGACGUUUCGUGGGGCGGUGCAGGCGCAUGUGGAAGUUUCGUGGGCGGUGAAGGCACACAGGCAGAACGUUUCGUGGGGCGGUGCAGGCACAUAGACAGUGGAUUUAAGUGAGGCUUAGCUGCGGCACUGGAUGCUCCAUGGACGCACCGUACUGCUGCGCAUGACUCGUGAUACCGUAUCAGCUCUCGUGAAACUGAAUCUUGGCCCUUGAAUACUUAACAUUCGAAGCAUUCGUAGAAGAAAUGCCGCGAAAGCGCUCUGGGUUCUCACUGUGUAAAUUUCUCUGCAC
Messenger RNA from Chlamydomonas reinhardtii, 1910 nucleotides. RefSeq lists its product as uncharacterized. Lineage: Eukaryota; Viridiplantae; Chlorophyta; Chlorophyceae; Chlamydomonadales; Chlamydomonadaceae. The record is from RefSeq and is a predicted model, not a curated record. Gene Ontology annotation, molecular function: ureidoglycine aminohydrolase activity. The coding region runs from base 188 to 1099 and encodes 303 amino acids. The transcript is spliced from 2 exons.